AAAAAUUACAUAAAUCCGUAUUUCAUCAAUAUGCUUAGAAAUUAAUAAAACAUGUCCAUAGGUUUAUAUAUAUACGCAUUUCCUAUAUUAUACUAGAAUGGCGGACAUGUGACUAUUUCACUUCACACAAGACACGUUAUCCUGUAAUUUCGACAAUUAAUUCACGAGUAAGUGUUCGAAAUAAAAUUAAAUAUCGUACAACAUUCCCUUCUGAUGCGAUAAGAUGACUCGCGGAUUUGUACAUUCUGUUAAAGUCCCACGACUUUACAAAGCAGCGGCUAAAAUUCUCCAAGAAGUCGAGGAGACGCAUGCCAGUCUUAAAUCAUUGACUUAUUCACAGAGACAUCCUAAUGUAUCGGCAAUAUAUUCGUUGUGUUUGAAUGCAUUGCAAAAGAAAGAACAAUUAAAUCAACUUUUAAAUAACACUCAUCUGUUGAUGAACGAGCCGCGUUUGGAUCCAUGGUUAGCAAGAAUUCUUAUAACAGAAUUACUUUGGGGUAAAAAAGUUCUGAAAGCAGAAUGCAGGCCUGCUCAGACUAUACGUUCCUAUGAGAACCUGUUGAAGGACGAAUUGAGCGCUAUUAGCAAUGCUCAAGUGCCUGAAACAUCAAUUAAAAAAGUACGAAAAGCAAGAUACGUUCGCAUCAACACUUUGCUAUUACCAUUAAAGAAGGGAAUAUCAUAUUUCGAAGAGGAAGGAUGGUCUCUCCUACCAACAUGUUCAAAUUAUACAGAACAUCUAGAAGCCGUAAAAAAUUUACAAAAACCACAUUUCAUUCAGGAUUUUCAUGUUCCAGAAUUACUCGUCUUUCCAGUAGACACAACUUUCCAUGAUAAUUCUAGAUAUCUAAAUGGCGAACUUAUUUUGCAAGAUAAGGCUAGUUGCCUUCCAGCAAAGUUGUUGAAUCCGAAACCUGGAUCAGUGGUUCUUGAUAUGUGCGCAGCUCCUGGAAUGAAAUCCACUCAUUUGGCUGCAUUAAUGAAUAAUUUAGGGAAAAUUUAUGCGGUUGAGUUAAAUGAACACAGAUAUGCUUCCUUAUGCGAGCAAGUAAAACUGACUGGUGCUUCUUGUAUCAAGGCUAUUUUAAAAGAUGCAUUAACUCUCAAUGCAAACGAAUAUUCAGACGUGGAAUACAUUUUGGUUGAUCCAUCAUGUUCUGGAUCGGGUAUGUUGGAUAGACAGGCAGUGUAUGGAAACGAAAAGUUUAAUGAACAGCGUCUUAAGCGAUUGCAAGCGUUUCAAGUAUUUCUAUUGCGACACGCACUUUUGAAUUUUCCCAACGUGAAAAGGGUCGUUUAUAGUACUUGCUCCAUCAGUCAAGAAGAAAACGAAGAAGUGAUAGAUGAAAUUUUAAUUGACGUGCAGGAUGCGUAUGCGCUUGUAAACAUCAAGGAUUUGUUCAAAGAAAAUUGGUUGCAUUAUAGCUCAGAGAAAUUUGCAUGUUCAAACAAGUGUCUUUAUUCAAACUUGGAAGUAGAUCUCUGUAAUGGCUUUUUCGUCGCAGUAUUUGAGCGAAACGUCGGCGUUCCUUUACCACCAUACAGAUCAAAAUUUAGCACGAAUAACGAGCAAUUAACAGAAAACGGUGAAUCUAACGUUAAAGAGCCAACUGCAACCAGGAAACGAAAGAAACGUGGAAAAAGGAGGAGCAUGAAUUUCGUGGAGACUCCCAUAGAAGAUAAUUUUAUACCACUUGAGAGUGGUAUUUCGAGCCCUAUCAAUGUUUCAUCCGAUUCAAUUGUCAUCGUGGACGAAAUAUCUGUGAAUGAAGUGGAAGAAAUUGAGCCCGACUUUGUAGUGGAAGAGAAGAAAAUCGAGCCCGAGCCUGUAAUAAAAAAGAAGAAAAUUCAGCCCGAGUCUGCAGUAAAAAAGAAGAAAAUUGAGUCCGAGCCUAUAGUAAAAAAGAAGAAAAUUGAGUCCGAGCCUAUAGUAAAAAAGAAGAAAGUUCAGCCCAAGUCU
Molecule: messenger RNA, 1960 nt
Organism: Osmia bicornis bicornis
Lineage: Eukaryota; Metazoa; Arthropoda; Insecta; Hymenoptera; Megachilidae
Gene: Nsun5
Product: 28S rRNA (cytosine-C(5))-methyltransferase
Exons: 6
Biological process (GO): rRNA base methylation
Cellular component (GO): nucleolus
Molecular function (GO): methyltransferase activity
Source: RefSeq, a predicted model, not a curated record